Molecule: messenger RNA, 1303 nt
Organism: Vicia villosa (hairy vetch)
Lineage: Eukaryota; Viridiplantae; Streptophyta; Magnoliopsida; Fabales; Fabaceae
Product: nudix hydrolase 10-like
Exons: 8
Coding region: 307-1170 (287 amino acids)
Molecular function (GO): ADP-ribose diphosphatase activity; NAD binding; NADH pyrophosphatase activity
Source: RefSeq, a predicted model, not a curated record
UUAGGUUUAACUAUACUUUUUAAGAUGGUAUCAGCGUAAGGUUUAAAAUCCGUUGGAUCAUCUGCUAUCAGGUUUAUCAUAAGUUAGUGCAAAUGGAUCUAGCACUUAUUUCUAAAUCCAAAUAGGAUCAAUAUCGAAAUAUGGGCGGAUAAUGAAUAAUUGAUUGAAGAAAAGGGUAAUAAUGUUAUGUAGUGAAACAAGAAUUGCAGUGGAACUACGUCACUAAGCACUCAUGACACCAAAAUAGCAAUAUUGUUGUACCUUUCAAGUUUUCAACUUCCACUUGUUAGUGCUCUUUUUCGUUCCAUGACAGUGGCAACGAGUUCGGCACCUCCUUUGGGAGACCAUUUGUGUGAAAAUGGAUUUGAAUGUGUUGAAAUUCUGCCUGCUACCAAUGAUGUACAUGGAGGAGUCAUUGUUGAUUUGAAGGAUCCUAUGGAUCCUGAAGUUUUUGCUUCUUUGCUUAAAUCUUCUCUUUUACAAUGGAAGAAACAGGGAAAAGAUGGCGUGUGGAUCAAGUUACCUAUUGAGCUUGUUAAUCUUGUUGAAAUUGCAGUUAAGGAAGGUUUCUGGUACCACCAUGCUGAACCAAGCUAUGUAAUGCUAGUUAACUGGAUUUCCAAAACAGGCUGCACAAUCCCUCCAAACGCUUCUCAUCGCGUAAGAGUCGGCGCCCUUGUCUUGAAUGACAAGAAAGAGGUGCUAGUUGUUAAGGAAAAAAGAGGUAGAUUCCAUGGAAUUGGUGCUUGGAAGCUACCUACAGGAGUAGUUGAUGCGGGUGAGGAGAUCUUUGAAGCAGCAAUUAGAGAAGUAAAAGAAGAGACCGGAAUUGAUACAGAAUUUAUGGAGGUACUAGGAUUCAGACAGGAACACAAUUCAUUCUUUGAGAAAUCAGAUAUAUCAUUUCUUUGCAUGCUGCAUCCUCUUUCUUUUGACAUCAAAAAGCAAGAACUUGAAAUUGAGGCAGCUCAGUGGAUGCCAUUUGAAGAAUAUGCAGCACAACCAUUUAAUCAGAAGCAUGAGCCCUUCAAGUACAUAAAUGAAUUAUGCAUAGCAAAGAUGGAAAAUGUCUAUACUGGAUUCUGUCCACGUCUUGUCUCAUCAUUUUUCUCUAAGGAUUUUAGUUACAUAUAUUUGAACAGCAAGGAUUUAGACAAGUCUUCUUCAUGAGUCUCAUGAAUCACUCUUAUUUUUCAAUUAUAAGUCAAAAAAGUUAAUUAUUCUAUGAAGAUUUAGUGUUAGUAUUUUCAAAAUAAUCUUACAUUAGUUCUUAAUGUUAUGAGGUUAUGAUCAUCAUAAUUAA